CGUCUGCGUGCGACGUCAGCGGAGAGGUGUUGAUCUCGUUCCCCUAAGUUGUCGUUUCCAUCUUUCUGCGCAUCAAAAUCGUUUAUUGCAAGGAGUUCACCAGCUUAGGAAAAUAAUCAUUGAAGUGCAAAUUGGACCUUUCUUUUCCAAAAGAAGACAUUCAGCGUAUACUCGACUAAAGUCCUGUGAAGUCUAAACUGCCUCAUCAUGCAACAGCAUUGAGUUCAUCCCCAUUCGAGGCUUAGCUGCAGUUCUCUGUGUAUUGGCAAUCCGAAAGGGUUGAACCCUUCUUGCCACCAUGAACGAGAAUCCAUCAGAAUGCAGCAUCAAAGUCGUUUGUCGGUUCCGACCCCUCAAUUCGGCGGAAGAGAAAGCAGGGAGCAAGUUUAUGGCAAAAUUCCCUCCAGGAAGCGAAGACUGCGUUUCAGUUGGGGGUAAAGUGUACAUAUAUGAUAAAGUAUUCAAGCCAAACGCAACGCAAGAGAAAGUUUAUAAUGAAGCGGCGCAAGCCAUUGUCAAAGAUGUUCUUAUGGGCUACAAUGGGACAAUAUUCGCUUAUGGACAGACAUCAAGUGGUAAAACUCAUACAAUGGAGGGAAUCCUCGGGGACCAUAUCCAACAAGGCAUCAUACCUAGAAUUGUGAACGACAUAUUCAACCACAUCUAUUCCAUGGAUGAAAAUAUUGAGUUCCACAUUAAGAUUUCCUAUUUCGAAAUUUAUUUAGAUAAAAUUCGUGAUCUCCUCGAUGUAUCCAAAACCAAUCUGUCUGUCCACGAAGAUAAAAACAGAGUUCCUUUCGUAAAGGGAGCGACAGAGAGGUUCGUAACCAGCCCCGAAGAAGUCAUGGAAGUUAUAGACGAAGGAAAAGCUAACAGGCAUAUUGCAGUUACAAAUAUGAAUGAGCACAGUUCCAGAAGUCAUAGUGUUUUCCUCAUCAAUGUUAAGCAGGAAAAUCUGGAAAACCAGAAAAAGCUUAGUGGAAAAUUAUAUUUAGUGGAUUUAGCUGGUAGCGAAAAGGUCAGUAAAACAGGAGCUGAAGGAAUGGUUUUAGAUGAAGCUAAAAAUAUCAACAAAUCACUAUCAGCUUUGGGGAAUGUAAUAUCUGCUCUCGCUGAUGGAAAUAAAUCUCAUAUACCUUAUCGAGACAGUAAGUUGACAAGAAUUUUACAAGAAAGUUUAGGAGGUAAUUCACGCACCACCAUUAUCAUUUGUUGCUCACCAGCAUCAUUUAAUGAAUGCGAAACUAAAUCGACUCUUGACUUUGGACGAAGAGCCAAGACUAUCAAGAAUACAGUUGUCGUCAAUGAAGAAUUAACAGCGGAGGAAUGGAAACGACGAUACGAGAAAGAACGAGAAAAAGCCUUGCGUGUGAAAGCUCAGCUGACACGUGCAGAAUAUGAAUUAAGCAGAUGGCGAAAUGGAGAAAACGUACCUCAUGACGAGCAACUCUUAAUGAAAGAUAUAAUGGAGAACAGCACAACUAGCCUUACCGAUAACAUUCCUGUUUCAAAUCUUCCUGUGAAUAUUGUUCAAGUUUCAUCAGAACCACUUAGCAACGCUGAACGUGUUAAAUUUGAAGAAGAAAGAAGUCGUUUGUAUGCUCAGCUUGACGAAAAAGAUGACGAGAUUGAUCGACAAAGUCAAUUGAUUGAGAAACUGAAAGAGCAAAUGUUGGAACAGGAAGAACUGAUUACGUCGACUCGUAAGGAUUAUGAAACACUGCAACAGGAAAUGAACCGCAUUCAGCAAGAGAAUGAGUCUGCAAAAGAAGAAGUGAAAGAAGUUUUGCAAGCUUUAGAAGAACUAGCUGUUAAUUACGAUCAGAAAUCUCAAGAAGUAGAAAACAAGAAUAGAGAGUACGAAAGCUUAAAUGAAGAACUUAGUCAGAAACUUUCACAACUGAACACUGCGCAGAACGAAUUACAACAAAUGAAAGAUCAUACGCUUCAUCAACGGAAACGGGUGACUGAGAUGUUAACAAACCUCCUGAAAGACCUUGGAGAAGUCGGUCACGUUCUUGGAAAUAAUUCUGUAGACACAAAAUUUUCUGCCGAGGUUUCUGGGAAAAUUGAGGAAGAAUUUACCGUUGCUCGACUUUUUAUCAGCAAAAUGAAGUCAGAGGUCAAGGCUCUUACAACUCGUUGUCAUCAGUUGGAGGCAUUUCAAGCUGACUGCAAUAAGAAAAUUGAAGCCAAUGAAAAAGAACUUGCUGAAGGCCGUCUACUUAUUAGCCAGUACGAAGCAAAAAUGAAAUCUCUUCAAGAAUCAAUGAGAGAUGUUGAUGCCAAAAAACGAUCUCUCGAGGAAGCUGUUGAUUCCUUGAACGAAGAAUGCGCAAAAUUAAAGGCUGCUGAAGAGAUGCAUAUAAUGACAUCCAAAGAAAAAGAGAAGUUGAAAGAUUCAGCAGAGAAAAUGAAAGAAGCAUUGGAACAGCAAAUCGAAAAACACAGAGAAGCACAUCAGAAACAGCUCUCUGCCUUACGCGAUGAAAUUUCUGAAAAGGAAAACCAAAUUGAUAAACUUAAAGACCUAAAUCAGAAACUGACUUUAGCCCAGGAACGAUUACAACAAGAAUAUGACAAACUGAAGCAAGACGAACAUGAAAAGAGUAUGAAGUUGCAAGAACUAGUGUUCUUAAAUGAAAGGCGAGAGCAGGCAAGGCAAGAUCUGAAAGGUCUUGAAGAAACUGUGCUCAAAGAACUACAAACCUUGCACAAUUUGCGAAAACUGUUUGUGCAAGAUCUACAAAGCCGAGUGAAAAAAUCAGCCCUCGGAGAAGAAAAUGAUGACGGAAAUGGUACGCCAGCACAGAAACAAAAAAUUGCAUUCCUCGAAAAUAAUCUUGAUCAGCUCACAAAAGUUCAUAAACAAGCCUUUUGGUACUUUCAGCUCGUCAGGGAUAACGCUGAUCUGCGUUGUGAGUUGCCAAAAUUAGAGAAGAGACUACGGGCAACUAUGGACAGAGUGAAAUCUCUAGAAACAGCCCUCAAGGAAGCCAAAGAAAGUGCCAUGAGAGAUAGGAAAAGAUAUCAGUAUGAAGUAGAUCGCAUUAAAGAAGCUGUUCGUCAAAAGAACUUAGCUAGAAGGGGUCAUAUGGCUCAAAUUGCUAAGCCUAUUCGUGCUGGGCAACCUCAUCUUGUGGGGGCUGGUUUUAGAGCGGGCAUCAUUCCUAUGCUAAAUAUGGCUAAUUUAGGAAGGAAUGAUAAUAGAAGAAUUGUUUCAGAUAAAAUAAUUAAUGACAUUGAAAUUACUCCUAUUAAAACUUUCGAAAAAAUAUCAAAUGAAAGGAAUUUCAAUGAAAAACCUGAAGAAAUCAAUGUAAGCUAAUGGGAAGAGCUUUGUGAUAUCCGCAUCAUAAAUAACAUUCCCGUCUCUGUCUAUCAGUUCCAUGCAUAUGCGUAUAAUAACCUAUUAGAUAAACUCUUGUAGAAAAACAAUAUUCUCAAAAAAGGACUUUUCUUAUUUUAUCACUUGCUUUAGAAAUGUAUUUGCACUCCAUACGUUGAUUUUAGUUUCUUCGACCCUGCAGAUGGUAUGCCAAAGUGUGUGCAUUUUCUAGCUGAUAAUGUGAUAUUUUGUUUAGACUUUGUUUCGUUUUUAACAUUCGUUGCACAUUUAUGGACAUUACUGUUAUAGAAAAAUGAAUUAUUGAUGGAGUGAGAUUGUAAAAUUCAUCGUUUUUUAAAUUUAAGAAAUUUGUCAUGUAAUACUCAAGAUUGAAAAAUCUGUCUGAGCUUGUAAUAGUUUGAAUAUUUUAAUUAUUUUUUCUUUUUUUGCUGGUAUUUAGUAAUGUAAUUGUGAUACGAUAUUUUAAGAGAAAAUGAAAACUGUAAUUUGUUCUCGAAAUUUUUAAUUUGAAGCUACGUAAAAUGCAUCACAUUUAAUAUUAUACCAUUAUUUUCAUUAGGUAAGACUAAUUUAAGACGUUUCAUCAUCAAAUGAUUGUAGAGCAUGUUUUGAAUGUCAAUAUGUUUUGCGGACUAGAAUCACAAUUACAAAUUUAAUAGGCUAUUUUAUUUUAUACGUUAUAUUGUAUAAUCUAAUUUCCUUUCAUUAUUUUGCAUCAUGAAAUAAAAUUUAUAUUCAUUUCAUGAUGUAAAAUAUAAUAAAGUAAAAUAUGCGUUUGUCAGCUGUACAAUAUUGUCAGCUGCUAUUGUACAAUGAAAAUAUCUGUUUUGCAGAUUAUGUGCAAUAUGUCUGCUGACUUAUCGGAAAGUACAAGCACCUUAUAUUAUAUAUGCUUCAUACGUAGCUGUGAUGCAUAUUACAGCUUUCACAGAUUUCUUUAUUUAUUUACAUCCAAGGGUUUAUUUACUAUAAAUAAAUAACUAAUAGUUUUAGUUUUGAAAAUGUUUAUAAAUUGAGAGAAUAUUUGCAAUGAGAAGUUUUGGGUGCUUUUUGUUGUUUAAAUGGGAACACAUUUUGCUGUGAUCUGCUGCUUUUGUAAUCAAUGUAAAUAUAUGUAUUUAUUCAAAUUAUAUAUAUAUAUAUAUCUAUAUUUAUUUUGUUGCACAAAUCUAUUUAUUUUCUGUUAAGUAUAUUUAUUAAACGUUUGCUUUUAAAGCUAUUAAAGAUGAAUUUAAUUUAUUUAAAAUUCCAUCUGAAAUCCUUGCAAGUAGCUGAAAAGUUUUUAAACUUCCCAAUGUCAGAACAUGAUGGCUGAAUAUUUUGUAAGAGCUGUGCUAAUGAACGACAAUAAAAUCUGCAAUGUAUUUAUUUCAUCUCAACA
Molecule: messenger RNA, 4730 nt
Organism: Stegodyphus dumicola
Lineage: Eukaryota; Metazoa; Arthropoda; Arachnida; Araneae; Eresidae
Product: kinesin heavy chain-like
Biological process (GO): microtubule-based movement
Molecular function (GO): ATP binding; microtubule binding; microtubule motor activity
Source: RefSeq, a predicted model, not a curated record